Messenger RNA from Zea mays, 1668 nucleotides. RefSeq lists its product as uncharacterized. Lineage: Eukaryota; Viridiplantae; Streptophyta; Magnoliopsida; Poales; Poaceae. Bases 202 to 1104 code for a protein of 300 amino acids. The record is from RefSeq and is marked validated. The transcript is spliced from 2 exons.
AACAGAUCAAGCCUAGCAGGAAAUAAAAAUCUGUAAGAGAGAACAAAAAAAAAGGAGUCAAUCGCCGGCGACGGGUACGGGUGUGUACGCCUGAGGCGAUCGGCAGAGAAGACCGAGACCGACGGCUCCAGUGCCGCUGUGCCACUGCCAGUCUGCCACAGCCAGCCGCCUAGCUUGAUCCGCCUUUUGUGCUGUGCGGAUAUGAGGGCCGCGCAGAUCGAUCCGUCCCCCGCGGCGCCGCCCAAGUCGCGGCUGAAGCGCCUCUUCGAGCGCCAGCUGCUGCGGGUCUCGCCGGCCGAGCGCCUCCCGUCGGCGCCUCCCGGUGGCGGGGACAAGGAUGAGCUGCCGGAGCCUAGCUCGCUGUGCCUGGACGGCAUGGUGCGGAGCUUCCUGGAGGACGGCGGCGGCGGCGGCGGAGCCGAGCGGGCGGCAGCGGCCGCGCGGUGCUGCAACUGCUUCCACGCCGGCGACACCUCCGACGACGAGGACGGCCCGGCUGCCGCCGACGCCGCGGCCGCUGACAUCGCGGAGACAAUCAAGGGGCUCGUCCACUGCGCCAGCCUCCGGGAGCGCAACCUGCUGGCCGACGUGUCGACGCUGGUGGAGCGCCACCGCGCGUCGGGGGCGCGCAAGCGCGACCUGCUCCGCCUGCUGGCGGGGUCCCUCCGCGCGGCGGGCCACGACGCCGCGGUCUGCCUCUCCCGCUGGGACAGGUCGCCGUCCCACCCCGCCGGGGACCACGCGUACCUGGACGUGCUCCUCCCGGCCGCGUCGGAGCGCGCCGGGCGCGAGCGCGUGCUGGUGGACGUCGACUUCCGGUCCGCCUUCGAGGUGGCGCGGCCCACCAAGGCGUACCGCGCCGUGCUGCAGCGUCUGCCGCCGGUCUUCGUCGGGCGGGACGACCGCCUGCGCCUCCUCGUGGCGGCCGCCGCCGACGCGGCCCGCGCCAGCCUCAAGAAGCGCGGCCUCCACCUGCCGCCGUGGCGCAAGCCCGAGUACAUGCGCGCCAGGUGGCUUUCCCCCUACGACCGCGAGGCUCCGCAGCCCGAGGCCAGCACCGGUGAGCUCGCCGGCGACGGCGAGGGAGGUGGGCCCACUGCUUAAUCACCGAGGUCGUUUUUGGAAUUUCCUUUUUGCUCUUGCCCUUGGGGAAUUUGCCGUGUGGUCCUUGUGUGCGUACAGGGACUAGACGCGAAUGUCCUGCUCUGUUUGUUUUUUUCCCUUUUCACCCUUUUGAUGGGGGUGUCUGUUUCGCCGCGCCGGAAGUCGUAGUACUGUAGUAGUAGUAGCUAGUGCUGGUAAUGAUGGAGAAGAGAAAGGACACACCAAAAAAAAUUGCAGCUUUAUUAGAUUGAUGAUGAGGUAAAAGAAAAAGGAGAUUCCGGACAGAGACCCGUCGUUGUUCCAGGCAGCGGAACCUGACAGCGAAGAAAGAACCACGGAGAUGCAUGAUUUGUUGCUCGCGAUCCUGUAUGAUCUGUCUUCGUUCUGGAGAAGCCGCUCCCACCCUCGAUUUGGAUUUGGGAUGGUGUGUCGGGGAAAGAGGUCGACGCAUCGGAAUCGCAGUAGCUCGCUUGCGGGAUGGAAACGCCAUUACGAAGUUGUUUAUGCUGAGUUUGUUGUGCUGCGGGUUAAUCUCAGGUGGGAUAAAGUGGGGAUCUGGUCAGC